Messenger RNA from Solanum verrucosum, 2993 nucleotides. RefSeq lists its product as uncharacterized. Bases 246 to 2738 code for a protein of 830 amino acids. The record is from RefSeq and is a predicted model, not a curated record. The transcript has 18 exons. NCBI's taxonomy places the organism in Eukaryota, Viridiplantae, Streptophyta, Magnoliopsida, Solanales, Solanaceae.
UUUUUCCUCACUCUCACACUCUGAACUCCGUGUUAAGGAAUCUCACAGCACAUACCGUCAGAAUAACGUGACGCUAAACUCGCUCUCUUCCAUGUGAGUAUGGAGCAUUUGAGUAGAAUGCUAGCAAAAAAAAGUUGAAAAUUCAGUUGAAAUAGAGUCAUUUUUCGGAUUUUACGGAGAAUUUUAAGGGGGAAAGAGGUUUGAAUCAGUUUUGACGGUGAGGAUUUUGGAGAAUUGUUGUUUGUAUGAUGACGAAGACAAAUGCUGAAACAACUGUGUUGAAUCCUUGCAUCAUUUCUUUCGAUCAUAAGAGGGAUGCUUAUGGAUUCUCUGUACGGCCUCAGCAUGUACAAAGAUAUCGUGAAUAUGCUAAUAUCUACAAGGAAGAAGAGGAAGAGAGGUCAGAUAGGUGGAAUGACUUUUUGGAACGUCAGGCAGAGUCUGCCCAAUUGAUCAUAAAUGGGGUGUCUGCAGACGGCAUCUCCAGCAGACCUGAUACUGGAUCAUUGUUGCAGAAGGCAAGCUCCUUUUCACAGAAUGGAGAUGAAGACAAUAAUCAAACCGUUGAAAAGCGUGGUUCUGAGGGUCAUCUUGAAGGUGCAAUAGAAAAGGAUGAUACAACAACCUCAGUUGUGAGAAAAACUCAUCAGGCCCAAAUAUGGUCGGAGAUCAGACCAACUCUACAUGCCAUUGAGGAUAUGAUGAGCAUUCGUGUAAAUAAAAAGGUAAAUUUGGCCAAAAAUGAGCAAGACCGUGGUCUGCAGGAACAUCCUCUUGCAGUUGAAGAGUCUGGUGCCACAAAAGGAGAAUCUGAAGAGGACUCAGAAGACGAAUUUUAUGAUUUAGAAAGAUCAGAAUCUAUGGACAAAUUAGAUGUGGGUUCCAUGCAAGAUGUUUCUCUAAAUGAAAAUAUUAGUCAUUUGGCUACUAAAUGUCAAGAGUCUUUACCAUCUUGGAAAGAAGAACUGGAGUGUCUUGUUCAAGGUGGAGUACCCAUGGCUCUCAGGGGAGAGCUUUGGCAAGCCUUUGUGGGUGUAAAGGCACGCAGGGUGGAGACCUAUUACCAGGAUUUGCUUGCUUUAGGCACUAAACCUGGUAAUAAUGCAGAGGAUAUAAGCACUGUAUCAAAGGAUGGAAGUUGUGUGGACUCAAGCAUAGAUACUGCAUUUCUUCCUGAAAAUUGGAGAGGGCAAAUUGAGAAGGAUCUACCCAGAACAUUUCCUGGACAUCCAGCUCUAGAUGAGGAUGGAAGAAAUGCUUUAAGGCGUUUACUUACUGCCUAUGCUCGGCAUAAUCCCUGUGUAGGCUACUGUCAGGCCAUGAAUUUUUUUGCUGGUCUGCUAUUGCUUCUAAUGCCCGAAGAAAAUGCAUUUUGGACUCUAGUGGGGAUUCUAGAUGAUUAUUUUGAUGGCUAUUACUCAGAAGAGAUGAUAGAGUGUCAGGUUGACCAACUUGUUCUUGAGGUGUUGGUGCGGGAGAAAUUUCCAAAAUUGGUUAAUCAUCUUGAUUACCUGGGAGUUCAGGUAGCAUGGGUUGCUGGACCAUGGUUCCUCUCCAUAUUUAUGAACAUGCUUCCAUGGGAAAGUGUCCUCAGAGUCUGGGAUGUACUUCUGUUUGAAGGAAACCGAGUGAUGUUAUUCCAUACUGCACUUGCUUUGAUGGAGCUUUAUGGACCUGCAUUAGUUACCACAAAAGAUGCAGGGGAUGCAGUUACCCUGUUGCAGUCACUUGCUGGCUCCACAUUCGAUAGCAGUCAACUGGUGCUGACAGCCUGCAUGGGCUAUCAAAAUGUUAAUGAAGCUCGAUUAGAAGAACUAAGAAAUAAGCAUCGACCAGCUGUGAAGGCUGCUGUUGAAGAGAGGUUCAAAGGACUUCGAGUUUGGAGGGACUGUCAGGGGUUAGCUUCUAAACUCACCAGUUUUGAGCAUGAUCCUGGAUCUGUAAUUGUUGGAACCACUGGAACAGAUAAAAAAACUGAUGAAGUGAUGAAUAGUGAUGCAUCUAGUUAUGUGGAUGAACUUCACAUGAACCUUAAUGGUAAUGUGGAAACAGAUUCUGCUCCAGAUCUCCAAGAACAGGUGGUCUGGCUGAAGGUUGAGUUGUCCAAGUUGCUGGAGGAGAAAAAAUCUGCUGAACUCAGAGCUGAGGAGUUGGAAACAGCGUUGAUGGAGAUGGUCAAGCAGGAUAACAGGCGGCAGUUGAGCGCACGGGUUGAGCAAUUAGAAAGACAGGUUUCUGAGCUUCGAGAGGCCCUUGUUGCUAAGCAAGAACAAGAGAAUGCCAUGCUUCAGGUUUUGAUGAGGGUGGAGCAAGAACAGAGGGUAACAGAAGAUGCUCGUAUAUUUGCUGAACAAGAGGCAGCAGCUCAAAGACAUGCCUCUCAAUUGCUACAGGAAAAGUAUGAAGAAGCCAUUGCUUCCCUUGCUGAGACAGAAAAGAGGGUGGUUAUGGCAGAAUCGAUGUUGGAGGCUACCUUACAGUACCAAUCUGGACAAGAUAAAGUACUACCCUCUCCAAGAUCUACGCAGCAAGUUUCAUCUCCUGUAGGGGGCAACCAAGAAUCAUCACUAGAGAUACCUGCUAGAAAGAUCAGUUUGCUCUCAAGACCGUUUGGACUUGGCUGGCGUGACAGCAACAAGGGGAAGCAGGCCGAGGAGGUUAAUGACACCAAAACUGUGAAUGAGGAGCAGAAGGAAAUAAAUGAUCAUCAGUUCGAGAAGAAAAUACAAGAGGCCUAAAGAUGCAGAUUCAUAUAAUGACGCCAAAUGUCGAAUGCCCUCAAUAUUGGUCACUAUAUUUUUAUAAUAGAGGUGAUAAUUUUUGUAUUCAGUUGCUUAUUCAUUAAAGUAAGACAAUAAUCAGUAAAAUGGUGUAAAGAAAAAAAAGGGCAUUUGGGUUACUGUAUUUGUAAAAUCAUUCUCAAUCUUAUGUAUUCCUCCCUUCAAUUGUAAAUCGUGCUGGGUGCCCAAGUUGUACAAUCACUUGAUGACAAA